This is a messenger RNA of Drosophila navojoa, 746 nucleotides long. RefSeq names its product inositol hexakisphosphate and diphosphoinositol-pentakisphosphate kinase. Lineage: Eukaryota; Metazoa; Arthropoda; Insecta; Diptera; Drosophilidae. Gene Ontology annotation, biological process: inositol metabolic process; inositol phosphate biosynthetic process. The record is from RefSeq and is a predicted model, not a curated record. Gene Ontology annotation, molecular function: 5-diphosphoinositol pentakisphosphate 1-kinase activity; inositol hexakisphosphate kinase activity. Gene Ontology annotation, cellular component: cytosol.
AAGUCUAUAUUUUUUCACUUCUAUAGGGCGACACGGAUUUCGGUGACAGCAAUGACGGCAUGGACUCUGAUACAAGCACGUCUUCCAGUAAUAGUAAACAGGUUGUUGUGGGAAUCUGUGCAAUGGCCAAGAAAACACAAUCGAAGCCAAUGAAGGAAAUCUUGACACGACUCGGCGAGUUUGAGUUCAUCAAGCUUGUUACCUUUGAGGAAAAUGUGAUAUUGAGAGAGCCUGUGCAAAAUUGGCCCAUAUGCGAUUGUCUUGUGUCUUUUCAUUCCAAGGGCUUUCCACUGGAGAAGGCUAUCGAGUAUGCCCAGCUACGCAAUCCCUUUGUGCUCAACAAUUUGCAUAUGCAAUACGAUAUACAGGACAGACGACGGGUUUAUGCCAUACUGGAGAAAGAGGGCAUUGAGAUACCGCGUUAUGCUGUGCUCGAUCGAGAUUCUCCUGAUCCGAAACAUCAUGAACUUAUUGAGUCCGAAGAUCAUGUGGAGGUCAAUGGCAUUACAUUCAAUAAACCAUUCGUUGAAAAGCCCGUUUCGGCCGAAGAUCACAACAUUUAUAUCUACUAUCCAACAUCUGCUGGCGGCGGAAGUCAGCGUCUAUUUCGCAAAAUCGGUAGCCGUAGCAGCGUUUACUCGCCGGAAUCGCGUGUCCGUAAAACUGGAUCGUUCAUCUACGAGGAUUUCAUGCCUACCGAUGGUAUGCUAACUUGUUCUCUGUGUUUUUAAUUUUCUCCUUCUAAA